AUGGUUCAUAUCGCGCAAGCAAAACACCCUAUCCCAGUGCGUCGUCAUAGCGGUAGUAAAACGCUAGCACAUUUUGCGCGUGAACUCAAUAAGCGAUAUACAUUGCAAGCAUUUCUACCUAGUAUGAUUGAAAAGAAUCACGGUCGUAUAGUGGCACUCUUAUCUUUAGCAGCAUUUUUAGGUGCUACACAUGGUACCGUUUAUUGUCCCACAAAAACGGCGAUUAAAGUACUUAUGGAAGCUGUCAGCGAUGAAUUGCGCAUAUAUAGCAAAGGAAAAUCUUUGAUUAAAUUCACUACCAUUUAUCCGGCCGUAGUACUUACUGGAUUAUUCAAGAAACCAAGAACGAGGUAUGUUUAUAUAACGAAAGGACUGACACCACAGGAUGCAGCUUCAUUAAUAAUUGACGCGCAAAGACAGAAUGUGCGAGAAAGAAGUAUACCUUCAUAUUGGCUGUUGAUAAUACGUUUAUUCAGGUAA
This is a messenger RNA of Camponotus floridanus (Florida carpenter ant), 480 nucleotides long. Its product is annotated as short-chain dehydrogenase/reductase family 16C member 6-like. Gene Ontology annotation, cellular component: lipid droplet. NCBI's taxonomy places the organism in Eukaryota, Metazoa, Arthropoda, Insecta, Hymenoptera, Formicidae. Bases 1 to 480 code for a protein of 159 amino acids. The record is from RefSeq and is a predicted model, not a curated record. Gene Ontology annotation, molecular function: oxidoreductase activity, acting on the CH-OH group of donors, NAD or NADP as acceptor. The transcript has 4 exons.